Molecule: messenger RNA, 1187 nt
Organism: Schistosoma guineensis
Lineage: Eukaryota; Metazoa; Platyhelminthes; Trematoda; Strigeidida; Schistosomatidae
Source: the annotation of a GenBank genome assembly
UUUCUCCCCAAUCAUACCACAUAACCGUUCCAGCAUUUUGUCAGCUAAAACACAUCAAAAUGAAAAAAUAAAAAAUUUAAAUGUAACAAAUUCUUCAAUGUAUCUAUUCAAAUUCGGAUCAACAAAAUUGAAAAAACAAAAUCUGGAACGACGUAGACGUGCAUGUAUCUCAGAUAAAAUGAAUGCAUUACAUAAUUUAGCUAUGAAUUUAAUUGGUAAAAAUCCAACAGAAUAUCAUAAAAUUGAAAAAACCGAUAUUCUGAACGUUUGUCACAGUGUCUUUAAAAAUGUUGUGGCUAUUGUCAACGAACAACCAGAUAUACUUGAACGUGUACAUCAACUUCGUGAUAAGUUUUACGAUAAAUUAAUCACAAAUCAUUCUAGUGGAUCAAAAAAUAAACACAAUAUCAGUAAUGAUGAGAAUAAUAACAAUAAUGAGAAAUUUUAUUUAAGCAAUUAUAUUCCAUAUAAUCAUCCUUUGAAAAUAUAUUCGAAUGAUAAUUCUAAUGAUUAUGAUAUGAACAAACAAUGUAAUUCAUUAAAUACUUCCAUUUCUAAUGAUAUUUCAUCGCAAUUGACUAACCAUAAUUCAUUUCAGUAUUUCAAUGCAAAACUUCAUUCAACUCCUUUAAUUUCAAUGAAGACAUUGGAAACUUCAACAAAUAAUAAUAAAAAUAUUAAAUCAGUAGUUACUACAUCAUAUUCACAGUCUCUAGACAGUGGUAUUGAAGAUAUUGAAGAUACACAACCAAUAAAUUGUACACAAUCAAAACAGUUAUUACAAAUGUCACAACGAAUAUUUAAACGAAACUAUUGUAAUACAAAUCAACCAGUGGAAAAUGAAGUUUAUGAACAAAUAAUUGAUUUAUCUUUUAAAAAACAGAAACAGACUAAUCAUCAUCAUCGUGAAGGGAUUCAUCAAACUAAGGAAGAACAAAAUGUUUGGAGACCAUAUUUAGAUUGAUGAGUUUAUAUUCUAUCAGGCCUGCUUUUCUAUUUCAUUUUCUCUUUAGUAACUAUAAACCAAAAGAAGUAUAUUCAACUGAAAGAGAGCAUCAGUUUAUUGUUAUUUUUAUACUUUUUGUUCAGUUUCAUUCUUAAUAAUUUCACUUUUUCUCCCAGCAACUUGCCAUAUCCAUUACUGCUUCACUCAUAAAAAAUUUCCAUAAAUAAAUAGAAUAGUAUUG